ACUGUGCGGUGUGCUGCAACAGGAAGUGUAAGCUGAAGUACCUGGAGAAGGAGGCGCGUGUGUGUGUCGUCUGCUUUGAUACCAUACACAGAGCCCAGGCGCUGGAGCGGAUGAUGAGUCCUGCUGGUCCCAGUCCGAACCCCAACGUCCCAUCUGAGUACUGCAGCACCAUCCCCCCUCUGCAGCAGGCUCGAGCCGCCGGCACUCUGAACUCCCCUCCACCGACCGUCAUGGUGCCUGUGUCCGUUCUCAAAAACCCAAACAACGACAGUUGUCCUCGUGAACAGAAGCGUGUGUGGUUCGCUGAUGGCAUCUUGCCCAACGGAGAGGUGGCAGACACCACAAAGCUGUCGGUGACGAGCCGUAGGAGCUCGCAGGAGUUCAGUCCGUCCUCUCCGGACCAAACUACAUCCGGGUCAGAGGUUGGAGUCGGUGGAUCCUGCUCCCCCGAAGCCUCCGGGGCUGUGGAGGUGUUCCGACCCCCGGUGUCCGGACCCUGGGACUACGCCCUGCUCUCUGGAAUUGGUUCCUGCGUGCAGAGGGUUCCCAGUCUGCUGCCGGAUAAUGAGGAUGAGCUCCCUCCUCUGCUCAUCUCCACCGGAGAGGAUGAAGCGGGAGAUGCUUUGGUUGAGGAAAGUCCUGCCCCCUGCCAGAUUCGGCACUUAUUAGAGGAGGGAGGACCCCGACCUCUGACCUUUGUUCUGAACGCCAACCUGCUGGUCAAUGUCAAACUGGUUACCUACUCCGGGCGGCAGUGCUGGUGUUUUGGCUCUAACGGGAUGCAGGCUCUGGGACAGAGGGAGUUGGUGUUUUUGUUGGAGUGUUUGCCCGAGGAAAAAUCCCUUCCAAAAGACCUUUUCACACUCUAUCUCAACAUUUACCAAGAAGCCCAAAAAGGGAAGUUCUUGGAGGAGCUGGAUAAUGUGACGUUCACCAGCAGUUUCCUGGGCAGCAAGGACCACGCUGGGAUGCUGUUCUUCGCCCCCACCUGUCAGCCUCUCGAUGACCUCACUCUCCCGCCGCAGCCCUUCCUGUUCGGCCUGCUGGUGCAGAAGCUGGAGGUUCCCUGGGCCAAAGUCUUUCCUCUCAGGCUGCUACUGCGGCUUGGAGCUGAAUACAAUGUGUAUCCCACUACAUUGACAAGUGUCCGUUUUCGGGACUCUGUGUAUCGAGAGACGGGACACACCAUAAUGAAUUUACUGGCUGUAAAUCUAAAGAUCGGUGUCACCGUGGCCACCUUCCAGGAUGAUGGAACUUCCCUCGUGCUGAUAGAUUGA
Messenger RNA from Notothenia coriiceps (black rockcod), 1277 nucleotides. RefSeq names its product zinc finger FYVE domain-containing protein 9-like. Gene Ontology annotation, biological process: endosomal transport. NCBI's taxonomy places the organism in Eukaryota, Metazoa, Chordata, Actinopteri, Perciformes, Nototheniidae. The coding region runs from base 111 to 1277 and encodes 388 amino acids. The transcript is spliced from 9 exons. The record is from RefSeq and is a predicted model, not a curated record. Gene Ontology annotation, cellular component: early endosome membrane.